Antechinus flavipes (yellow-footed antechinus) is the source of this 3827-nucleotide messenger RNA. It is a transcript of the gene PINLYP, whose product is annotated as phospholipase A2 inhibitor and LY6/PLAUR domain containing. Lineage: Eukaryota; Metazoa; Chordata; Mammalia; Dasyuromorphia; Dasyuridae. The record is from RefSeq and is a predicted model, not a curated record. The coding region runs from base 2947 to 3609 and encodes 220 amino acids. Gene Ontology annotation, molecular function: phospholipase inhibitor activity. Gene Ontology annotation, cellular component: extracellular region. The transcript is spliced from 5 exons.
UCCCAAGUUGUGAGAAUCAAAUGAGAUCGUAUUUGCAAAGGGUCUGGCUCACAUUAAUGUUGUAUGUUAUAUCAUUAUUACACGAUAUAUAACAUGUUAGGAAAUGUAGUUUGCAUUAGCUACGCAGUGAAAUGUGCCCCUUUGUUCCCCCUACAGUCACCAGGCUGGUGCGGACCCUCAUCGCCUCCCACCUGGACUAUUGCCACAGCUGCUGGGGGGAGGGGGGUCUCCUGCCUGUGAGACUCCAGAUCUCAUUACUUCCCUCCCCCCCUCUAUAAACUCCAGUGGCUCCCUCUUGUCCGCCUUUGGGUGCCCAAUGCUCCCGCGGCCUUCCCUCCUCACCCGGCCCUUCUUGUCCAGCCCCCUCAGACCUCGCUCCGGACUCUGCAGUCCCGAGACACUGGCUUCCCGUCCCCUCCUCGUGCUUCCUUUAAGCCCCCUCCCCCGAGAACCCUCAAUCUCAGGCCCUCCUGCGGGUGAUUGCCUCCUUAUGAUGUCACUUGCUUUGCAGAUUUUCCCAUCAGCUUUCGAACUUCUUUAGGGCGGGGCGUUCUUUUACCUCUUUUUGCGUCCCCAGAACUUAGUACAAUGGCUGCCAUAUAGUAGGCCGAUUGACAGAUUGAAUGAAAUAAAGGCUGCUUUGUGUCCCCUAUAAAUCUACUGUUAACCUUGAGUCCUCGUAAAGGAUCUGAGGGAAGUUUUUUUUUUUUUUUUUUUUUUUAACAACCAACCAGGAACCAUAUUCAGAGAUUUCCCGGAAUGAAUCCUGGGUGUGAGCAGGAGGUUAAGCCAACUCUCCCCUCCUCCAGCCCCCCUCCCUGCCUCCACCCUCAAACCCAGACCCAGUUUUGGUCCCUUCUUACAAGGACCUGACUUCCGAUUUCUGCCACUUUCUCAAGAGCAAGGAACAACACUUGAGCCCCCAGAAGUCAUGCCCCUGUUUCCUUUUUUUAUAUAUAUAUAUAAUAACCUAAAGUUUUUUAUUAUUAUUAUAGCUUUUUAUUUACAAGAUAUAUGCAUGGAUAAUUUUACAGCAUUGACAAUUUCCAAACCUUUUGUUCCAAUUUUCCCCCUCCUUCCCCCCACUUCCUCCCCCCACCAUGGCAGGUUGACCGAUACAUGUUAAAUAUGUUAAAGUAUAAAUUAAAUACAAAAUAAGUAUACAUGUCCAAACUGUUAUUUUGCUGUAUCAAAAGAGUCGGACUCUGAAAUAGUGUACAAUUAGCCUGUGGAGGAAAUCAAAAAUGCAGGCGGACAAAAAUAGAAGGACUGGGAAUUCAAUGUAAUGGUUCUCAGUCAUCUCCCAGAGUUCUUUCCCUGGGUGUAGUUGGUUCAGUUCAUUAAUGCUCCAUUGGAACUGAUUUGGUUCAUCUCAUUGCCGGAGAGGGCCACGUCCAUCAAAAUUGAUCAUCAUAUAGUAUCAUCGUUGAGGUAUAUAAUGAUCUCCUGGUUCUGCUCAUUUCACUCAGCAUCAGUUCAUGUAAGUCUCUCCAGGUCUCUGUAUUCAUCCUGCUGGUCAUUCCUUACAGAACAAUAAUAUUCCAUAACGUUCAUAUACCACAAUUUAUUCAGCCAUUCUCCAAUGAUGGGCAUCCCCUCAGUUUCCAGUUUCUGGCCACUACAAACAGGCUGCCACAAGCAUGUUUGCACAUCUGGGUCCCUUUCCCUCCUUUAAGAUCUCUUUGGGGUAUAAGCCCAGUAGUAGCACUGCUGGGUCAGAGAGUAUGCAGUUUGCUAACUUUUUGAGCACAGUUCCCAAUCGCUCUCCAGAAGUCACACCCCUGUUUCUUGCCGGAUGGUUCACUUGAAAAUCUGCCACUGCCCCCGGUUCUGGCCAACAUGGAAACUGAGGCAGGGAUAAUUGGUCCAGGUAGAAAAUUCAGGUCCAUUGACAGCAAAUUGCCCGGUGAAGACCUUCAGGUGCUCUUCCAUGAGUGAGUGGGCCCUUUCUCCAGUGGGUUACAGACCUCCUUUUCCCCUCCUAAGUGUUUUUCAGGCACUUGGGGGGGUGUACUACGGGAAGCCCCCAGUCCCUUCAGUCUCUCUAAGGUUACAAGCUCCUUUUCUGAGACAGCUCUGUGAGGUAAGCAUCAAUGAUCCCAUUGUACAGGUACAGAAACUGAGGAGAGAGAAUGUGAUUUGCUCAGGGCAAUGAUAGUAGGUGCGUGGGAAAGUCAUCAGAAGGACCAAUUCUCCAGCCCGAGUUAUCCUCUUGAUUACGAGAUCGUGGGUGUUGAUCUGGUAGGAACUCUAGAAUGGGAAAACAGGCCUGGAGACAUGAAGGAAUCCACCGAGAGUGAGCUCCAUUUUCCCUCUGGAAAAUGAGGCGGUUAAAGCUCUGGGCGUCCCCCCCGCUCGGACGUGACGGGUUUUAGGGUGCUCGGAUGGUCUGUUUUCCAGGGAACCGUCCGGCUCUGACCCCGGAGAAUCUUCCGGAGAGACUGGGGGACUCCCUCGUCCCUCCCCCCCUCAGGGACCAGGGUUCUGCCCCCUCCCUGGGAGGGUCAGGUCUGGGGGUGGCAGGGGAAGGAGCCUUCAUACAAAGGCAGGAGUGUGAGCAGGCCUUGGGGGAGGAGGCCCCAGACAUGCUGUCCCCCUCAGCAACGUGUAGGAACAAGCUGGGCAAAGGCAAGCUGGGUGGGGAAGCUGGGCAGGCAGGGUGACUCAUGGGAGGCAGCUGUCUUAAGAAAACUGGGCAGAAGAGGAGGGACUCGGGGGCCUUGACCCCUCCCAACACCUGUCUCUUCUCCCCAAGCUUUGCCAUCCUUCCCGGCCGAGAUGGAGGAAGGAAGGGGAGGAGAGAGGGAGCCCGAGCCCCAGGCUCAGAGAUUAUCCCCGUAACUGGAAUGGGGCUGGGGGGAGGCGGGGAUUAGCCUGGCCCUGCCCCCCCCACCCCGUCCCUGCCCUUCUAUAAGGCCCGUGGGCCCUGACCUGGGAGCAGACAUCAUGAUGAUCACCAGGAGACCCCAGCUGGGCCUGCUGACCCUCACCCUGCUCUGUACCCUCUUCUCCCUUGCUCAGUCUCUAUCCUGUGAGGUGUGCAAGGACUCGGGACCCUCCUGCACCGGCAAGUUGAAGCUCUGCGAGCCGGAGAAGGACGCCUGCGUGACUGUCGUGGGAUUGUCCACCACAGGGAACAAAGAGUCGGUGGACACCUCCAAAAGCUGCAUGAAGUCCAAGGACUGUUACUCGGGCUUCAUCUCCACCACCCUGGGCCACGAGGAUCACAUGGUGACCAACUCGUUUUGCUGCCAGGAGGACGGCUGCAACAAGGGCCGAAUCCCGACCCCGAAGAACAACAGCACGCUGAACGGACUCCGCUGCCCAUCCUGCAAGGCCGCCUUCCAGGAAACCUGCUCUGGGGAGCAGGUGGUGCAGUGCGUGGGCCACGAGACCCAGUGCAUCUACUUCUCGGGGAUCGUGCAGACAGGCAUCAUCAACACCAGAUUUGCCACCCGCGGAUGCGCCACCAGCAGCGCCUGCCACGCCCAGGUUGGCGCCCGGGUGCCCUCGGUGACUUACACCUACGAGCUUCGGAGGGCCGACUGCGUCCCUGCCCCCAGACCCCCUGGCAGGGCGGAGAGAAGGUCCGCUGGCUCGGUCCCCUGAGGAUCCCCGCGGAGCCCGUCGCAAACCCGGGCGUCCCCCGGGCACUGGAAUCCCCCGGAGGCCAGCUCUGUGGGCGGCUUUCGGGAGUCCCGGUGGGCGGCAGGGAGGGGAGCUCGGGGCGGCCCCCAGCCUGAGCGCGGAUGGUCUGCGUCUGGGACCCUGAGGAGGCAGGAAGCCCAAGAAUAAAUCCCACUUCCCCCUGGGAGGGGAGCCUGCUG